AUGACUGUGUUAUAUGAUGAUGUUCGUGCUGCUGCAAAUGGCACUACUACCGCCACUGCUGAAAAGGAGAAGCAUGCGAAGGUUGAUAAAUCAGUGAAGAAUGCAGAUAAAGAUAAUCAUGAUGAUGAUAAGGAUGAAAAGGAUGAGGAUGAGGAGGACGAUCGUAAGGUUCAUCCGGUAGGAGCGAAGAGUGAAAAGAAAACGGAGGAUGUGGAAGUGGUGGACGAGCCUGUGGUGGAUGAGCCUGUUGUAGACGAUGUGAACAUUACGAAAAAAUGA
Messenger RNA from Schistosoma mattheei, 279 nucleotides. The record is from the annotation of a GenBank genome assembly. Lineage: Eukaryota; Metazoa; Platyhelminthes; Trematoda; Strigeidida; Schistosomatidae.